Molecule: messenger RNA, 7527 nt
Organism: Cinara cedri
Lineage: Eukaryota; Metazoa; Arthropoda; Insecta; Hemiptera; Aphididae
Source: the annotation of a GenBank genome assembly
ACGUCUCCUCGCUGGUCAAUAUUUUAGACAAUUCUUGUUCAUGAUCAGAUUGUAUUUCAUCAUUUAGGCCUAAUUCAGUAUCAUAGAAAUUACUGUUGUUUUCUAAUUUCGUUGAUAUCAAUAGAUUGCCUUGUUAUUGUUUGCCAUUUUUAACAAAUGUCAUUAUUUUUUCUUUUUAAUUUGCCAUUUUAUAAAUUAUUUAAAAUAUACAAUAAGGGUGGUAAUAAGACAGGGAAUAACAAACAGAUACAAAUACAACAAAAACGUUGCUGGGACACUGCUCUAAACAGACUGACAUAUCGAGUUACUUUCAAAUAGUCGCGUUGAUUUUUAGUCCCGUUGCUACCGGUGAGAACGUGUUAAUUUAAUAAUACAUAUCGCGAUUGCGUUGCCGUCACCAGUUGCUUUUGGUAAAAACAGGCACUAAGACCUUUGAAGGAAGUGAACCGUGAUAACGAUUUGCUUGGAAGCCUAAUUAUUAUCACAUUUUCGUUAUCAUAAAUUAAAAUAUUGGAUUGUCCAAAUUUUUAGUAAACAAAUUAACAUAAUAUUUAAUGUUUAUUAAAUUAUUAUUUUUAAAUCAAAUUAUAUAUGAAAUUUUGAUUCUAAUAUUUAUUUACUUAAAGAACAUAGAGUUAUAAACUCUUUUGGCGGUAUUAGAUGUAGAUUGUUUAUCAUAAGAUAUUCAGAAUGGUUCCUCGUGUGACUUUAGUAAGUUUAAAAACAUUCUCAAUAUUACAUGCCUAACAUACUAACAGUAUAAUAUUGAUUUCAUUUAAAUUUAAACAAUAAACUUGACACAAGAAAUAAAAUAUUGUUAUCAUUAAAUUGUCGAUAUUUGUUUGAAUGUUUUCUUAAUUUCAAAUACAUUUGGAGAACUAUGUGAAUAGAUUACAAUCAUGAUAUAUCAUGAUUAUAAUUUAUAAAGACUAUGCAGUCUUUGUAAUCUUUCAUUUGAAACUUGUGAUUUAUUAUUUUUUAGCUUGAUGCUCACGUUCUUGACGAUCAUAUCUCCAAAAUAUUCAUUGGCCAAACGUUAAAGGUUCUUAAAUUUUUACCAGUAAGUAUUUUUGAAUAAUGGAAAAAAGUGUUGUUGUAAAUUAAUACCUAGUUAUAUAAAAAAUAAUAACAUACUACAAAAAAUAAUAAUAUAUUAAAACAUUUUAUUUUACAUAGAUAAUACACAAGCCCAGAUUAAUGGGGGGAGGGUAUGAUCCUGGACCUGCAAUGUAAAGGUCCCAUAGUCUUCUCAACUUAGAAUUUAUAUUAAAUUGACAUACUUUGCACACGGAUGUAGCCACUGUUGUAAUUGGGAAGUUGGAAAGAUAGUAUACAGACAGGAAUUUAAUGUAUAUCUGUAGGCAACGAUAAACCAUUGCUAACGAAAAAACAAUUCUGAGCUUAGUUGAUAGUGUUGCUUUGUCAACAAUACAAUGUAUGAUAUAUAUCAUAUUAUGGUAAAGUGUUUACAACAAUGUGUGUUUCCAUGACAGCAGUAAUUGUUUAAAAAAAAAUAAAAAUGGUUGCCAAUGGCAAUUAUCCUCAUUAUCUCGAAUAUUAAUGAAAAUUUCAAAAAAAUGAUCUUAUACUUUGUAGUAAAAAAAAAAUUUAGUAUAAUGUAUAAUUUUUUUUUGUAAGAAUUUUAGUAUCUAAUUUUGAUGAAGAUUUUAAAUAUUACAGGCUUUCUAAACUUGUAAACCAAACUCUACUCAAAAUCGUUUUUUAUAAGCAAAUAUUCAUUGUUACAUACAGAUAUACAUUAAAUUCCCUUAAAAUAUUUCAUAUCAUUUCUCAACUUCUCACUUACAACGGUGGCUCACCAAUUAUGCAAGUUGUGUGCAUUUUUUUUUUAUUUUGAAGACAAAAAUAUUUAGUAAUUAAGGCCCGUUGUAAAUUAAUACAUAUAUUUACAAAAUGUAUAUCUAUAUAUUUAUCUUAUUUCUCUGAUUUAUUGCUUUAGAUUUUUAAACAUUUUAUCAUGUUCUACCAAAAACCUCUCAAUAAUAAUUUGAAAGUAUAUUUUUAUUGGGAAAUUGUAUAUUGUAUCAACAUUUUCAGAAAUAAACACAUUUUUUAGUGCGUUAUUUAGUGCAUAAAAUCCAUUUUUUUUAAAGUUUUACAAGACAUUACAUUUCCAGCCUUAAUUGUAAUACACUAAUAAUAUCUACAUCUUCUUGAAUUGAUUCAUAGUUAAAAACAAUAAAAUAAACAAUAAGUAUUUGUAGGUAUUUGUUUACUAAGAAUUGUUUUGCUAUACUAGGCCAUUUUUCCGAGUACUGUAUUUCUUGCUCCCUUUUUAUGCAAACAUUAUUAUUAUUUUACUUAUUUUAGAUUCUGAGCGGAGUGAGGAAUGUAUUAGUUUUACAAUGGUGUGAAUUUUUUUUUAUAUCUAUGAACAUUUCUACUAACAAUUUUGGUUUAAUUUUCCAUAUGGUCCUUUUUCUGAAAAAAAAUCUAACUGAAGUGGUACUUUAGGCAGGUCAUUUUUUAAUUUUCCCAGUUGUUUUCAUAAAAAAUGGGAAAAGAGGUAGGUACAAUAUUAAACAAUUAAUAUUAUUAAUGAAAAUAACUAUAUAUAAUACAUAUGUAAUUAUUUUACCAUAAUAUGAUAUAUAUAUUGUUAAGAAAGCAACACUAUUAAUCUAACUCCGCUCAGAAUCAUUUUUUGUUAGCAAUGGUGUAUUGUAGCAUAUAGAUAUACAUACAAUUUUUCUUCUACCUUCCUAACUUCUCAUCUACAACAGUAGCCUAUCCACUGCAAAGCAAAUCCGUCUUUUUACAUACUGUAAAUUAUGUUUUAUUCAUAAAUAAGUUUGGAAUAAUUUAUAUUAUGAAUAAAUAUAUAACAGUUUAAUUUUAAAAUUAAAUAUUAUAAUUAAUUUGUUACAGGCAUGGAUUUUAAACAGCUGUGAGUUAGAAUUAAAUGCAAUAUUACAAUGUCUGUUGACUUAUGCAAGUGAAAUAGUUUUAUUAACAUAGAGGGUUGUUCACUCAACUGGAAACAUUCAUUAUCUUGGAAAAUAUUAAUAUUUUGAAAAUUUAAGAAACAAUUAGUUCUAAAAUGUUACGUUAUCUUUUUUUUUGUCAUCCUUAUCUUUGGGGGUGAAACAAUUACCUACUUAUUAUUUUCAAAUGACAACCUGUAUUAAAAAUUCUAUAAAUAGAUGGAAUAUUAGUUAAAACAAAUUUUGGUGUCGACAUUUUUGAUUUCUGUCAAUUUGUUAACAAAAUAUUCCACCUUUAAGUUUUGAUAAGGGAAGAGUAGUGGUUUAUUAUUAAAACGCCACAUAAAUAAUGCUCCACUAGUCUCCCCAACUAAAACUUAAGAGUGGAAUAUCUCAUUAACAGAUUGCGGAAAUCAAAAAUUUCAACACCUAAAUUUUUUUUUAACUAAUAUUCCAUCUAUUUAUGGAUUAAAUUUUGGAGAUGCUUAGUUUUUUAAAUGUUCUAUAAAACAAUAUCUGAAAAAAUUUAAUACUUUUCAAGACAAUAUGUUUUUUUAGUUAAGUGAAUCACUGUGUUUAAAGCAUAUUUAAUAAAUACUUAUAUUGUUCUGCAACUGUUUUAGUAUUCUGUGACAAAAACAAAAGCAACAUUCGGUCAACAUUUGCUUGGAGUUAGAUUUAAACCAGAUCAACUGACAGAUAAAAAAUUAGCCCUUUUCCAACUUUUUACGGUCGGUGCAAAUUAUAUACAGUCUAAAGUAGAAAGUCCUUCAAAAAAUUUUUUUAACAAUGUAAACCAUUUACUGUCACUAAAUAUUAUUAGUGUAAAUAAUAUGAUUAUACAAGUUUUUUCCUAAUUGGAUAUUAAUAUUUUCAGAUAAAUGAUUUACAAUCAAUUGUAAUUAUUUUUAAAGCUGCGUCUUUUUUAAAUUUUUUAUUAUUUCUGCGUCAAGGCAAAUAUCCAACAUUGGCUGAAAGAUUUUUAAGUCUUUUACAAGAAUCAACACGCCAAAGAAAUAUUGAAUAUACUUAUAUGACAAGAGAACUCCUUUGGCAUGGUUUUUCUGUAUGUAAAAUAUAUUACAAUCAAUACUUUAAUUAAUAUUAGGUAUUAACUAUUAUUUUUAUUUUAUUUGUAUUUAUUGAACUCUGUGAAAGACAAGAAUGUAUAAUUUCAGAUUUGGAGCGUGACAAGAGAUCUAUUGGUUUAACCAUAUGUGACUAAUUUUUUACCUGUAAACAAUUUUUCAAUAUGCUAUUUUAUUCUGAUGUAUAGAGUGUAGCACCUUUUCUGAAAGAAAAUUUAGUAUAGUUGGUGUAUUAGAGAGGUCAUUUUUUGAUUUUCCAAACAGUUUUCUAAAUAAUUGAGAAAUCUUAGAAAAUGAUAACUGAUAAAUUUAUAGCAUUAUUUAUACUUUUUAUGUUUUUUACUAGAAAUAUUGCUUUAAAAGAAAUUGUUGAAUUUUUAAUUUAGUUGAUGUGUAAGAUAGUUUGAUUUUCUUGUAGUUUUUUAGAAAAAACUGCAAAAAGACUUAGAACAGGAAAAUGUGUGUAAAUAAUGCUUUUACCAUGUUAAAUUUUGUUGUAAUUCAAUUAAAAAUAUUUAUAGGAACUUUUUAAUAGACAAUUUAUAUUUGCUCUUUCUUGACAUGGUAAAAUUUAAAAGAUAUUAAGACCAUUUAUAGACAUUCAAAUUUUAGGAGCUUUUACAUCAUUUUUAUUUGGUAGGUACUCUGUGGAUAAAAUUGUUUGACCCAACAGAAAUGCUUGCAAAUUUGACAGGAAGUUCAUUGUAAGUUGUACUUAUUUGUCUAAAAUAAAAAAUUGAGUGUAAUGCAGUAUUUUUUUUAUUGAAUAUCUUUGAUUACCUAAUAACUUCAUUAAUUCAGUUGAAUAUUAAUAUAUGGUUUAUUUGGCUAUAUUUUAAUUAAUAAUUUUAUUUAAAAUAUUUUAACUUCUUUUGCUUACCAACACUCAAAUACAAUCCUAUUUUCCAUUGCCUGAGGUUAUUUUUUAGUAUUCCUACUUUUAUUCUUAGGAGGUUAAAGGUUUUCCAAAAUCUAUACUUCAAGUUUUUUCCUGUGUAAAGGUUCUCUUUGUUCUUAUCCAUAUUAGUUUAUUUGCUUUGCGUCUAUCUUUCUAUCUUUAUAUAUGUUUGUCAAGUUCCGAUUGAUUCAAGUGGUACUAUGUUAGAAGCUAUGUAGUAAUUUUAAUCUGUUAUUCUGUGGUAUAUAUCCAUGUAAGGAGUGAUCUUUAUCGAAAAUUCAUUUUUUUUUUCGCUGUUGUCUUCUAAUAUCUGAUGGUGCUAUACUACCAAAUAUGUAUAAUUUGUUGGUUUUUGUCGGUUUCAGACAACCAGUGCUUGAAUUAAACAAAUAAAAGAAGAGGAAGACUUAAAAUAAAAUAAAAACCCUUGCAAUUAUUGAACUCUACCUAACCUGUGGGAGAAUUACUUUCCACAUAUCUCCCUUUUAAACCAAUUUUUAAGGUGGAUGAAUGAAGGGCUUAAAGAUGAUAAAAUAAGGUACAAGUAUACAAGAGGCUUAGCUUCAAUAGGGGACAAAAUAAGAGAAAAUAGUCUUAAAAUGGUUUUUAGGCAUGCUAUAUGAGAAGAGAAUAAUAAUAAAGCAGUAAGAAUAAUAUUGAAAAUAAUUGUAGGAGAAAUUAAGGGAAGAGGAAGAUUAAAAAAGGGGUGGUAAAAUGCAAUAAUUGAGAAUGAUACCUGACUACUAGUGUAUGUAAUCAUGGUGUAGGAGAUUGACUCAAGUGAAAGUUUAGAAUGAUGAGUCUAUCCCCAAAUAGUUGGGACGAAGAGAAAGAAGGGUAAUUAAUGUAAUUGACUACAAAUUUUUUAUAGUUGCGAAUUUUGAUUAUAUUUAGUUAAUUUCAAAAGUAUAAUUUAAUGUUUUCAAUUUUAGGAACUCUUGUUGUUUACUUUACCGUUAAUCAAUUAUCAAUCUAUAAAGCAUAAGGUUAUUAGAUUAAUAAACUCAAAAUCCCACUGUGAUAAAAAACAGUGGAUUGGGAAAAUGCCAUUAAUCAAUGCCAGGACAGUAUGCACUAUUUGUCAAGAAAAACCAAUAUUACCACACCACAUUAACUGUUCUCAUAUAUUCUGUUAUUAUUGUAUAAGUGUAAGUUACAAAAUAACACCAUACUUAUUAUUUUUACUAAAUUAAAACCAAUGUUUUUAAAAAUUGUUUUACAGUCAAUGAGAAUGGUGGAUGAGAAAUUUGAAUGUCCAGAAUGUUAUCAUUUUGAAAAUAACAUACUAUCUGUGAUACUCGAUUAAAUCGAAAAUCCACGUAAAAAAAAAAUUCUGCUCAUGUACACUAGUUAAUGAAAAUACUAAUUUUAUUUCAUAUUCCAAGUCUCGGAGAACCACAUUUACAGUAUGUAGUACCAAUAAAAUAAACAUGAACUAUUAAUAAUCAGGUGUAUUGACAUUUACUUGUGGAUAUUUAAUAUAUAAAUUAUAAUUAAUUGGUCUGUAUGAAUUAGAUAAACAGAUUUAUUCAUCUGUUAAUUUUUAGCGGCCCUUUAUGGCUUUUAUAAAUCAUUUUUGUAAUUCUUUUAAGAGCUAAUAAUUUUGAACAACAAUUUUAAUUAAUAGUUUAACUCAUCACUUGAUAUGUUCAUUCUUAUAUCUUUCAUUACAUCUUGUGCAAGUGUGCACCAGUAUUAAAAAUUUUGUUUCAAUAGUUAAUAAUUUUAUUUAUAUAGUUAAUAGUUUAUAAUAACACAAUUAUACCAAUAAUCAAACAGACCAUACAUUUUUGAUUUGGGAUUUCAAUCUUUUAUCAGAUUUUAACCACUGUGAUACUUGAUUAAAUCUGUUUUACUUCAACUUGAACACUUAUGUAACUAUUAUUUAUUUUUUAUUGGUUAUUUGUAUUGUAAAGACUAAAGAUGUGUACAAUGAAAUUUUUUAAUUUUUUUUUUAAAAAAAUUAAUCCUUUUUAUAUCAUUUUUUGUAAAUAUAAACAAGAGUAAUAUUUAUAAAUAUUUACUUUUUUUAUUAGGUUUUAAUAGACAUGGUUAAUAUAUCCUGGUGUAUUUUAACAUUUAAAUUAUAUGAUGUAAAUAAUUAUAUUUUGUUAAAAUACUAUUAAAUUAUUUGAAUGCUCCUCAUAUUUGUAUAGGUUCUUUAAAAAACUCAAACUCUCCAUCUUUUUACUGUUGAAUAUAUUUUAUAUUGUAAAAUUGGUUUAAUUUUUUUUUUUAUUAUUAAAUAAACGUACAUUUUUGUCUGUUGAAUGGUAAAUAUCCUGUGAUACUUAUACAAAAAUAAAUAAUUACAAACCUCCUUAUUAUAGUAUAAUAUUAUAUUAAUAUUAUUAAUUAAGAGCUAAGUAAUCAAUUACAGAAAUUAUUAUAAUAUUUAUUUUUUUUGGAAUUUUGUUUCACUUUAAAAAAAGUUAGUCUGAAUUCUAUCACCAAGAUGGUAUUAUAAAACUUAAGUCUAAUGCCAUUCAAACACUCUGAUGUGCCAAAUAUACCUGCUAGAUUAAACAUUAUGCAAAUGUGAUUGUUAUGUUUAGUUUUUAAUAAAUGAGAAACUUAUUAUUUAAAUUUGUUUAUA